GAAGAAGACUCGACGCAGCAGCAAACAACCAGAAUUUCGCCAUGGGAAGAAGACCGGCUAGAUGUUACCGACAGAUCAAGAACAAGCCAUAUCCCAAAUCUCGUUACUGUAGAGGUGUGCCUGAUCCCAAGAUUAGGAUCUACGAUGUUGGAAUGAAGAAGAAAGGAGUCGAUGAGUUCCCCUUUUGCGUACACUUGGUCAGUUGGGAGAAAGAGAAUGUCUCCAGUGAGGCACUUGAAGCAGCACGUAUUGCCUGCAACAAGUACAUGACAAAGUUUGCAGGAAAGGAUGCUUUCCACUUGAGGGUUAGGGUUCAUCCUUUCCAUGUUCUUCGUAUCAACAAGAUGCUUUCAUGUGCUGGAGCUGAUAGGCUUCAGACUGGUAUGAGAGGUGCCUUUGGAAAACCACAGGGAGUUUGUGCCCGUGUAAGCAUUGGUCAAGUUCUUCUAUCUGUUAGAUGCAAAGAUGGUAACAGUCAGCAUGCUCAAGAGGCUCUUCGUAGGGCUAAAUUCAAGUUCCCUGGUCGCCAAAAGAUUAUUGUCAGCAGGAAAUGGGGAUUUACUAAGUUCAGUCGUACUGACUAUGUUCAGUGGAAAUCUGAGAACCGAAUCAUGUCUGAUGGUGUUAAUGCUAAGCUUCUUGGAUGCCAUGGGCCUCUUGCAAAUCGUCAACCUGGAAGAGCUUUCUUAGACGCAGUUGCAUAAAUUUUAUCCCAGGAAGAAAUAACCCUUUUUCUUGUUUUGCUAAAAUGACAUUUUAUAAUCGUGUUUUGUUUUUCCCUUGUGUUUGGGCUACUGCAAUGCACUGAAAGGAAUUCUUGCUACUUGAACUCGAAUGCACGGUGGUUUGAUUUAUGUAGUCUUUCUUCUGGAUGUUUGUUUGUGUGUGAUUUUUUUACUGUUUCUUUGAAGGCUUAAGUAUUUAUAACAAAUAGUAUGAAAAAAAGGUUGUGCUAAUUUUUUCGUUAUGUAAUGAAGUUAUCUAUUUGUAGGAUAUUUUGUUUCAUAAAUUAGUAACAAACCAAGAAUUACUCA
Molecule: messenger RNA, 1034 nt
Organism: Lactuca virosa
Lineage: Eukaryota; Viridiplantae; Streptophyta; Magnoliopsida; Asterales; Asteraceae
Source: the annotation of a GenBank genome assembly